Petromyzon marinus (sea lamprey) is the source of this 6505-nucleotide messenger RNA. RefSeq lists its product as uncharacterized. Lineage: Eukaryota; Metazoa; Chordata; Hyperoartia; Petromyzontiformes; Petromyzontidae. Gene Ontology annotation, cellular component: keratin filament. Gene Ontology annotation, molecular function: keratin filament binding; protein kinase binding. Gene Ontology annotation, biological process: intermediate filament cytoskeleton organization; positive regulation of cell migration; protein localization to cytoskeleton. The record is from RefSeq and is a predicted model, not a curated record.
CUCCCACGCCCCCACGGGCACACGCGCGCACCCUCGCAAACCGUGAACCACACCUGGGCCACACCUGGUCACGAAACGCGUGCGGUGCUCUGCUGGCAACCCCCCUCUCACCUUCCACCACCCUGACUGUACAACCUUUUGACGGCCGGGAUCUUGUCUCUUGCCUACACCACAAUCUUCCCCGCCCCACGUCAGGAUGGCUUCGGCGGAUAUUUUCUGCGGUCGUAACUGAAGUUGUUGGCAAGAGCCUUGCGCGUGAGGCUCAAACAAGGCACAAACAAAAGGCGCGGUCGAGUCCCAUCGGUUUAACUAUAUAUUUAUUUUAAUGUUGCAAAAAAAUAGAACUCGUACCCUUGCACAUUAUAAUGAAACCCGUAGAAGCGGGGUAUGUAGUGUUUUUAUUAUUAUUAUUUUAACAUCAUACACACUGCUCACAUUGUUUGAAGUAAAACAGAGAGAAGCAGGCGUUGUCACAUUUUGCGGCACAUAACAGGGCGUGUUCCGCGCUGAAACUGGCAGAUAUAAUUACGCGCCCGUCUACCCCCGCGGGUAACUUUGAACGAAUACCUCUUGCCUGUCCAGACUGGUUCGCCUGCUUCAAGAUCCACAGUGCAGGUGUGGUCACGCUCUCCUCCUGCCCCAACACUUUGGAUUACGAGACGCAGCGGCGGUGGCGCUAAUCAGGCUGCUCACGGACAACACGGCCGCCGCCAGCCACUUCGGAAAAAAGGCACCAAGCUCAAACCGUCGGAACCUGGCCGGUUUACUCUGCGCGUAACCCCGGCACGCGUUCCUCCGUAGCAUGAGCAUCGUGCGCGCAACGUUCGCGAGCGCGCCUCCUUGUUUCAUCUCAGAGAGACUCCGCGCGGCCGCAGAGAGAGAGGCGCGGAGCUGCCGUGAGCGAUUAGAGCCACUCGCGCCUGACGCCCCCGAACCAAGCAGCCACCAUGGCUCGGAUGUCGCAGAGUUCAGAUUUCAACGAGGGCCUGCGGCCAGAGGACUACGUGGAGCCCCACUACAAGGAGUCGUACCGGCUGGCGGUGGACGCGCUGGUGGAGCGCGGCGACGAUGCCUACAAUGAGUUCCUUAAGCGCGAGGGCACCAUCGGGUUCCUGUCGCCCGCCGAGAUGGAGCACAUCCAGUCGCGCUUGCUGCUGCCCAAGGUGUCCGAGCGCGACGGGGCCGCCUCCGACCUUACCGACGGAGCAGCGGACGACUCCUCCUCGGGGACCUACUGGCCCAUGAUGUCCGACACAUCGGUGCCCGAGCUGGACCUCGGCUGGCCGCUGGUGCAGCCGCACAACCGAGGCCAGACCAACGUGACGCUCUACUUGCACCCGCCGCUCGGCGAUGGGGUGCCCACCAUCAAGCAGGUGGUGCGCAAGAUGGUGCAACAGGCAACGCAGGUCAUCGGCGUCGUCAUGGACGUCUUCUCGGAUGUGGACAUCUUCAAGGACCUGCUGGAUGCCGCCACCUUCCGACACGUUCCCGUCUACAUCGUCCUAGACGACGUCAACUUCUCCGUCUUCCGCGACAUGUGUGACCGCUUCGGCGUCCGCAUGGACAAGCUCGAGUACAUGCGAGUUCGAGUCACCAAGGGCACCGUGUACUACUGCAGGAGCGGAAAGAAGUUCCACGGGCAGGUGUUCGAGAAGAUGCUCGUGGUGGACUGCAACGUCGCGCUCUGUGGCUCCUACAGCUUCACGUGGUCCUACGAGAAGAUCAACAGGAGCAUCGUGCAGGUGUUCACGGGCCAGGUGGUCGAGAUAUUCGACGAGGAGUUCCGCGUCUUGUACGGCCAGUCCGAGACACCUCCGCACGCGUCCGCGCUCUACAUGAGCCACACGACGUUGGAUAGGCCGACCUACCCGCAAGCCUACGGCUCCAGGAAGAACUCGCUCACAGGCAGUCUCGUGGGCAGUCACGUGGGCAGUCACGUUGGCAGUCACGUGGGCAGCCACGUUGGCAGCCACGUUGGCAGCCACACGGGCAGCCACGUCGGGGAAGACCAAGCCAGUGCGAGUGGUUACAAGCCAUUGUACCAGGGCUCAAGGGACUCGAAUUAUCCCUGGGUGAACAGUGGCUCGACGAGCAGCAGAAACCUCGAGCAAAGCACCCACCAGCCGUUCGAGCGCAAAGAUUACCUGCGGCAGUCCAUCGACCGCGUCUACGCGAGGAUCCAGUCGCGGCAGACGCAGCUGCAGAGCGACCUGGGCACCAGCACUCUCGACAGGAACUCGAGCCUCUUCCAGAGCCAGAGGGCUGCGAGCCGGCUGCCGGGCUACGGGACGGAUUCCGACGCCUGGAAGCGACACAGCUACGCCGGGGAGCAUCCUGAGAGCAGCUCCUUCCUGAGGAGCAGGGCGCUCUUUGAGAACAAGGAUCAGGGCAGCAAUUCCACCCUGAAUCGAGACCCCUCAAGGUACAGGAGCACGUACAUGCAAGACGUGGAGAGGGCGGCGAACAACGCGCCACGACGGAGCUCCUUAUUCACUGCGGGCUCUCGCGGGAGCUCCACGGCCGAGGGGGAAUUUGCGGGGACGCGGGAUCGGGAAUACAGCAGGAUAUUCGGGGACGGGUAUGUGGACAAGUUCAGCAAGCUGUCGACUCUGUCCAGGGAGGUGCGGCAGGGCUCGCAGUUUCCGAGCAAUCAGAGCAACCUCGAGAAAGUCUCGAGCCAGCCGUACGCGUGCGAGACUUCUCCCACGCAAACGAACUUCCGCGAGCAGGACUACCUAGGCCGGCGGUCCAGCACGGAGCACGUGGAUUCGAAAGACGCGGACAACGAAGCCCCGGAGUGGAACAACGAUCACGGUAAAUCCAAGGACACGCUGCGCCGGUUAAGAAUAAACUCUUACCUGGACGAGAAGGGAAACAAUCAGGAGGACGCUCGCAGCGCAGCUAGGGCUGUGAACGCGAACAGGGAUGAGGGAUCGCUGAGCAGGAGAAACUCUCUGGACACGAGCAUCAGAGACCCCACGGUCCAGGCCACGACAACUGCCACGGACGAGGCUCUGCGUGAAAACUCGGAUGGCGAAACGAAGUCGGUGUUCACGCGGAAUUCGCGGUUUCACUCCACGCUGCCCACGAACACGCUGUACAAAAGCAAGUCUCUGCUCGACAAAGACGUCGCAGUGCCCAACAGCGACAAUGCCGAGAGCAAGCUGGUCAAGACCUCCUCGAAGUUUUUGAACAAGCAGAGCAGCAACCAGUCGCUGAACACGGCAGGGAACUCGGAUGACGAAUACGAAACAUUCGCUUCGAAGCGGCAAUCGUUUUUAUCGAGGCUGAGGCCAAAUUUAAAGCAUGGCGAGAAGGGAAAGGAACGCGGGUCCUCCCAGUCGCUAAAUAAAGCAAACAGUCAAGAGCCGCUCGAUAAGGACCUCGGGCAAGCAGCCUCCACGAGCAACCUCAAGGGCAACGAAAAGCCGAGCGUGCGCAGCCUGAAAGAACGCUACGAGAGCACGUCCAACCACGAGGUGCUGCAGUCGGCAAGCCGCGAGAAAGAGCCGAGCGCGCCCCCGACGCCGACAGCGCCGCCCCGGCGCACCGUCUCCGUGCCCUCGAUCGUGGACGACAAGACGCAGGAGCUCGCCCAGGGCGGCUUCAGGAAGAAGGGCGCCGGAGCGGACGACGGCAAGAAGGAGGACAGCCCGCUGGACAAGCUGAAAAAAUCUCUCAAGUUCCGGACGAUCUUUCCGUUCGUACCCGACAAGAAGGAAGAGGCGCAGGCGUUGCAAGAGGGCGCGCAGAAGGCCGUCGAGGCAGUUUCGCAAACCAAAAAUCAGGUGGAAAAAGACAACUCCUUCGCGAAGCCGGUGCAGCCGGUGCAGCCGGUGCAGCAGCAGCAGCGCCGAGAUAGCACGUCGGCAAGCGCAUACACGUCGGCGACGAGUGAGAAAGCCCAACUCCCGGAGGCCACGUCCGCCCUCCGGAGCAACUCGGCUUCCCUCCGGAGGGACAGCCUCACCGGCAGCAGCAACCACCUCGUGAAGCAACCGGACGCGCCCGCCGAGACCUCCGCGGCGCUCGGUCGCAGGCUGAGCAACAGCAGCCACGUCUCCACGACGUCCGUCUCCAGCGUGGUGUCCACCGGCAGCCAGGGCGCGGCCGGCGGAGACACGGCGAGCCAGACGGGGGCCGAGGACGGCGACGACAAGUCGGAUGUGCUGCUCAAGAGGAUAGACAGCAUGCGCAAGGAGAAACGCGUCUACAGCCGCUUCGAGGUGUUCUGCAAGGGCGACAAAGAGGCCGGCGCGGAGAGGCCCGCGUCGACAGCGACGCCGUACGUGUCCGCGACCUCCUCCGCGUCGACUCCCAUGCGCUCCAUUUUCCAGCCGAGGUACGACUCGUCGAGCCUGGGCAGGAACGCCAUGCAGAGCCAGACCUCCUACUACAACUCGGGGUUGGGCCGGCACUCGCAGUACUCGGGCGUCGGCAGUGGUGGCGGGAGCGGCAGCGGUUACUACAGCGGCGGCAGCGGCAACAGCAGCGACCGCUACACCACGCCGCAGCUUCUGCAGCAGCGCCACGUUCCCGAUCAGAGCAAGAACGAGAAGCGGCUGCCCAAGUUCAUGCAGCGGUUCGUGGUCACACUGAAACCGAAGAACAAGUGAAGGCGUCUCUCGCACGCCGGCCGUUGGGUGCGGGGAAUCGUUUUUUUUGUUAAUUAAGCCGCUUCGGUCAAACGUGGCCCCGCGAUGCUAUACCGCAACGAUGUUUUAACGCUAACCGCUAAGCACUGAUAAUUUGUAUUGCUGUAAUAUUACGAUUUGGGGGGCAAGGAGGGGGGAGUACUGUGUACAAUGUUAACUGAAUACGGCUUGAAAUGUGUGUGCAUUUAUUACAAAUGCAUUAGGAUAUUUUAUAAUUUGUAAGGUUUAAGCUUACUCAUGAAAUGUUAGGUGGAGUUUAGUUUUUUUUGUCGUGUCUGUAUUAAAGUUAAGUUUAGGCGCAUGCUGUGCACAUUAUGAACGCUGCCUUGGGAAUGGGAUUCCAAUAGAUGGGAUGGAACCACACACACUGUAGGCCAUAAGGGGUUAGAUGUAGUGUAUUCGGAGGGCUGAACACACGACUUCAGGGUGAAGCCAACUGAAUGUUGCAGUUAUCUCAAAAACAAUGUAAGCAGCUGGGGAAGAGAGUCGUUCGGUAACGUGUUGUGCCUUUUUCAAAACAAGGUGCGAUGCCGCUCACCCUAGAUUUCAUCUGGCCACAUCUGGUCUCACGAGCGUUUGAAACGUCGCUCGAAAGGUUGUUGCCUGCGAGCACCGUGCCAGAUUUGUGAUGUUGGCCUGGCCACAUUGGUUUGCAGUAUUGUCAGGCGGGAGAGUUAUUUACAGACCAGUAGAUUCUUCACUUAAGCGAAACUAAACUUAUGUUUUACAGGGUAAGGCCAACUAAGGUAUAGAGCUCUUUUUCAGAAAGCGACCUGGCCACAAAUGAUAGUGCAAGGAAGUGGCUUAUCAUGUGGAAAUUUAUAGCGGCCAAAUACUAGCAAAUGCAUGUUUAGAAAUGUGGAAAUGAAAAAACCGGAGGACCCAGAGAAAAAUCCACGUGACCACGGGGAGAACAUGCAAAUUCUAAAUAUACAGGCGUCGGGGUCGAACCCAUGAACUCCUGCAUACCAAGCGAGGUGGUAAACAUCUCGCCACCGCGCCUUUGGGGAAAUUCAACAAAUGGGACAAACACAGCUGCGAUGGGAGGAACGUGAAGGCUCUCACGACCACCAUCACCAAUUUCAGUCUUUAAAAAUAAUUGAUAAAUAUAUAAUGAUCACCGACUGCACGUUUUAACUACCUAUUUGAGGUUUUAGUGUAAUAGUCUCAUAUUGUUAAUUAUGCACUCACCGAGCACCUCGUGAAGGUUGAAUAUACUUAACCUUAAGGUGCUCAAUGUCUCAUAUGUGUAAAGCUUUAGAUCAAGGGACUAAGGGCUUUCCCAUAAUCGAGAAAAAAGUUAUUCUGAGAUUAAAACAGUUCUCAUAAAAAAAUGCUGUUUUCUGUUGAGCUGCAAAGUAUAGGGCAGUGCUGCAGUGUCUGGGCGUGAACACAAUCAAGCCAUUCAUUCAUUUUAUAUAUUUUUACACAAACAUAUCAAAUUACGAGUGCGUGCCAAUUCUCCCGCCAGUUUGUGUUGUUGUUAUGGAACCGAGGCCAAGCAAUAGCCGCCCUACCGGGCUCAUUCAAAAUUGCUCUACCUGGUUCAGCCGGCAGAGGAGUGGCGUAAAUAGCCAACAAGGCAUGCCAAAAGACGCGCUCCAACAACACAUCACCAAAACACAUCGCUAACACCCAAGCAGAGUUUUUUAAUAGCAGGGCAAAAAAGUUCCACCCUUUGUUCAUUUUGUAAUUGAAAACGUGCUUUACAAAAGUUCCAACUCCACGCUUCGACACAGUUUGACGCUGUCGGAAGGCACUACUCGACAGCAGAUCCGUCUCUGUAUUUUAUUGUUUUAACCUUUUUUUUUGCAAAUUUUUACAAAAGAAAAUAAAAGUUGUCGAAGCAG